This is a messenger RNA of Eublepharis macularius, 1964 nucleotides long. It is a transcript of the gene DLK1, whose product is annotated as delta like non-canonical Notch ligand 1. Gene Ontology annotation, molecular function: calcium ion binding. Gene Ontology annotation, biological process: establishment or maintenance of epithelial cell apical/basal polarity; heterophilic cell-cell adhesion. The coding region runs from base 216 to 1325 and encodes 369 amino acids. The record is from RefSeq and is a predicted model, not a curated record. Gene Ontology annotation, cellular component: protein-containing complex; plasma membrane. The transcript has 5 exons. Lineage: Eukaryota; Metazoa; Chordata; Lepidosauria; Squamata; Eublepharidae.
GAAGGGCGCCGAGAUCGUCCCUUCCCUGCGGAAAGAAGGACGAAGCCCGGUCCCUCCUCCUCCCGCCGCUGCGCAAGGGGAGAAGCGCCGAGCCCCGCCCGCCUUUUCCUUCCCGGACGGCCAAGGCAGCGUCGAGCGCGGGGCCGGGCGCCUCCUGCCUUCCUCCUCGCCAGGGAUGCCAAGCGGGGCAUGAGCCUUCCCGGGCGCCUCGGGGGAUGGCUUUCCAGGCGGCCGUGCUUGGCUGCUGCUGCCUCUGGCCGCUGCUCGCUUUCCCCCUUGCCCAAGGGAUUGACUGCAAGCCUGGUUGCCACCCACAGUAUGGAUUUUGCGAAGUUUCUGGUGAAUGCAGGUGUCAACCUGGCUGGCAAGGGCCUCUCUGUGAUCGGUGCACCCCUUUCCCAGGUUGCCAUCAUGGAACCUGUGCCAAACCGUGGCAGUGUAUCUGUGAUGAAGGAUGGCUCGGCAGCAUUUGUGACACAGCUAUUCAUCCGUGCUCUUCAAAACCUUGUAUGAAUAACUCAACUUGCAUAGAAACCGGUGAGGGCAGUGGAUACAUUUGUCUGUGCGGUCAAGGAUACGUUGGGAAAAACUGCAACGCAAAAAAGGGGCCCUGUAUAGUUAACAGCUCUCUGUGCAAGAAUGGAGGCACCUGUAUGGACGACAACGGCUUUGCACCCAGUGCCUCAUGCCUCUGCCUUCCUGGGUUUACUGGGAUGUUUUGUGAAAUAGAGGCUGAUGCCUGCGAGCCAAACCCCUGUCAAAAUGGAGGAAGGUGUACCAAUAUCACUGGAGGCUUCAGCUGUCAGUGCCCCUCUGGGUAUGGAGGCGUGUUCUGCAGCAGGCAAUUCUGUGUCAGCAACCCAUGCACAAAUGGCGGGACGUGUCAUGAACACCCCGAAGGAGGUUUUGAAUGCAUUUGCAAGCCGCAGUUUGCUGGGAUCACUUGUGCUUCUCACAAUAGAAAUACGAGUGUGCAGGCUAAACACAGGCAGAAUCACCAUUUGCACGCAAAAGGUUCCCACAGACCGCUUCAUUCACAGGAACAAGAUGUCCUGACCAUAAGAGAGACUGUUGAAAACCGGCACUCCUUGCUCAACAAGAGCCAGGUUAUUUGCUUCAUUGUCCUGGGCUUGCUAACGUGUCUCAUUGUGCUGGGAACAGCAGGGAUUGUUUUUUUUUCCAAAUUUGAAAUGUGGCUAGCAAAUGCCCGAUACACCCACCUCGUGCGUAAGGAGAGGGAUUGUUAUCUGAAGGCCAACGAGAGAGAGAACCGUUCGGUGAACAUCAUCUUCCCCGAGAAGAUCAAACUGACUGACUACUCUUAAGAACUAUACAGCCAUCUAAUUUUCACCCCAGGUUUUCUGUUUAACCUCAGCCUGUCAAGAUGGUAUUGUUCUUAUCAUUGCAGCGGGGUGGGCUGGCUUUUCAUUUUUGCUCAUGGAAACAUUUGUCGGCUUGGGGGACCAAUUGACAAACAAGGAACAGGUUGUAGUUGUGUCUCCUAGAGAAUUACUCUGUUCCAAAAAUUGUCUAAAAAGAGGUCAAAAUCAUAUUGGGCUGGAUCCAGAUCAGCGUUUUCAUGGGCAUAAGGAUUUCCGUCUAGAGAGAGUAUUGCUUUUGUGACUCCCACCUUCCAUGACAGUUCAUGAUAUUCCUUGAAAUCUUGCCCCUAGCAGAGAGCCCCCCCCAGAACAGAAUUUGAGGGGUCAUUUGGGGCUGCUGAAGGAGGGGGGAGGCAUGGAAAUUAUGCUGCAUGGGCACAAGUCCUUCUGCAAGAGGAACUGGAUCGAACCCCUUGUAAGCAAACGGAUCUUAAUUUUCUUUUUUUUAAAUGAAAAAAAGCCAGGUGAACCUUUGUAAAAUAACUCAAAUGUUGUAAUGAUACCAUGUAGCAUGUUUGGCCAUUGUGGUCCCUUGAUGUCACUUCCCAGUGCUUAUUUUUAAUAAACUGUGAUUAAGGGCUA